Cuscuta epithymum is the source of this 812-nucleotide messenger RNA. The record is from the annotation of a GenBank genome assembly. NCBI's taxonomy places the organism in Eukaryota, Viridiplantae, Streptophyta, Magnoliopsida, Solanales, Convolvulaceae.
CAAUAUUGAGCAAGUUUUUGUGUGUGUUUUUCAGUUGAAUAAACUGGUGUGGUAACUACUGGGCCUAAGAGCCGCCACUCUAAGUGGCGGAGCUUUUGUACUAUUAGAGAAGAGCUGUCACUCCAAGGACUCAUACUAUCAUAUUUCUUUAACAAUUCAUCCAUGGAGAAGAAACAACAAGACUCAUUAUUCACAAAACUACAUGUAUUAUCAAUUAUCCUUGUCAUAGUAACACUCUUUGAAUUCGGACAUGGUGAAAAUAAAAGAGAUCAAGUCCGGAUGCUAAUGUCAUUGCAGCAUGCUAAAAUGUAUCCUCAACACUUCUUUGAGAAUUCUAAGCCAUGGGCAGAGGCAAAUUUUACAGAUGUAGAGGAAGGCGAUGAAGAUAUGGAAUCCUUUUCAGAAGUGGAGAGAAGAACAAAAGAAGAAGAUCUGAUUCUGGGCGGCCUUCCCGGGCAGCCUCCAUCAAGUUUCAAGCAAUAUGGAGGGAUUGGAGGCUAUGUGAAUGUGGACAAAAGGAAUGGCAGAAGCCUUUUCUAUUACUUUGUUGAAUCUGUUGACAGUCCUGACACCAAGCCUCUUAUUCUUUGGCUUAAUGGAGGUGAUCUUUUUUUUUUUGAGAGGAAAUGGAGGUGAUCUUUUAGUUCAUAAAGUUUUCUUUAUCACUUUAAGAACUUACUUCUGUUUUUUUAUUAUUUGGUAUUCUUUUCGUGAUGUAUGUGUUUUGAGAAAGUUGUUAGUAAUAUGAGAAUUACAAUUUUAACUUUAAUUUCAGUUAAUUUCAGUUGUACAUGUUAUUAAUUAGUUUUGUA